This is a messenger RNA of Brassicogethes aeneus, 2432 nucleotides long. Lineage: Eukaryota; Metazoa; Arthropoda; Insecta; Coleoptera; Nitidulidae. The record is from the annotation of a GenBank genome assembly.
ACGAGACUGAUCUGCCUCUUCUCGCCCGGCUCUCACAAUAUCACGCGUGUUCUUUGUAAACCUGCUCGUUUCAGAGCUUUGCGUUUCACCUCGGCUACCGCUUCUUCUUCGGCUGCGACUUUUCUCUGGCUUCAGUGUUUCGUUUUCUCUGUGUUUCUUGUAGUUAUUGCUUGUGAUGCAACAUUUCAUUGAUUGUGAGUGAUUUAUAAGUAUGACAGCUUAUUAAAAUCCACGCAACAGGUGUACUUGUCAUAAUUGCAAUCAUGGGAUUAAUACUGACAAAUAUGUUGUUGGUACUUGUUAUGUGUUUUAUUACUUCAGUGUUGACAGUGAAUGAAAACUUUCUAAAGAUGUUCGAGAAUCAGCAGACUCCCGUGGAUCCGUGCUAUAAUGAGGAUCGUCCUCGUCGCUGUAUGCCGGAUUUUGAAAACGCAGCCUUUGGAGUGCCUGUUAAGGCCUCGUCUACCUGUGGGUUGCAUUCGCAAAUGCAAUAUUGCGAAGCACCAGAACCUGGUGCGACUCCACAAUGUCAUAUAUGUGAUGAUAGACAACCAAAAUAUCGAUUUCCCGCAAACCACCUAACUGAUUUAAAUAACCCUAAUAAUGUGACUUGUUGGAGAUCUGAACCUUUACCACCCGUUACAUCAAUGAAUGCUCCACCGGAUAAUGUUACUUUGGUUCUUACUUUGGGAAAAAAAUAUGAAUUAACCUAUGUCAGUCUACAAUUUUGCCCCUAUACUCCAAAACCUGAUUCCAUAGCCAUAUUUAAAAGUAUGGAUUACGGAAAGACUUGGCAGCCAUUCCAGUUCUACUCGAGCCAAUGCAGAAGAGUUUACGGUAGACCUAAUAGAGCUACGAUUACCAAAACUAAUGAGCAAGAAGCUCGAUGUACCGAUGCUCAUAGGUAUACAGGUGGAGAAAACUUGGGUUUUGGGCAAUCUUCCAGAAUCGCUUUUAGUACUUUGGAAGGAAGGCCAAGUGCCUUAGACUUUGAUACGUCAGCGGUUUUACAAGACUGGGUAACUGCCACAGACAUAAAAGUAGUUUUUAAUCGGCUACAUAUGCCAAUAGAAGACGUUUCCGAUAAUUUAGACUCGAUUCUCGUAGACGAGCAUUUUCACAGCAAACAUUUGGACGAAGAUAAUCAAACUCGAGAACCUUCCGUACAACUCGUAAACGAAAUGGCUGUGGAGAAUGACGAAAAAGGCAAUCCGAAGGUAUCGGUCGUAAAUUCUGAGAUGAGCACCAACGGCAUCAUGAAUGCCUAUCACCAAGUGACGCAUCAAUAUGCAGUUGCGGACUUCGCUGUAGGUGGGCGAUGCAAGUGCAAUGGACAUGCCAGCCAUUGCGUCGCUGAUCGCGACGGCAAACUAACUUGCGAAUGUAAGCACAACACGGCGGGAAGAGACUGCGAAAGAUGCAAACCGUUCCAUUUCGACAGACCCUGGGGCAGAGCUACUGCCAAGGAUGCCAACGAGUGCAAAGCUUGCGAGUGCAACCAGCAUGCUCGCAAAUGCAGAUUUAACAUGGAGUUGUACAAACUGUCAGGACGGGUGUCUGGAGGCGUGUGUCUAAAGUGCCGCCACUAUACUGCUGGACGACAUUGUCACUAUUGCCGGGAAGGCUACUACCGAGAUCCCACCAAGCAAAUUACACACCGCAAAGCUUGCAAACCUUGCGACUGUCAUCCGAUAGGGGCCUCUGGGAAAACCUGCAAUCAGGCUACGGGACAAUGUCCCUGCAAGGACGGUGUCAUAGGCAUUACCUGUAAUCGAUGCGCCAAAGGAUACCAGCAAAGCCGAUCCCAUAUAGCACCAUGUAUUAAAAUCCCGGUAGUCCAAAUGAUGGCUACAGAAGAAGAUUCCGACGAUUACACUGGAGAAGAUCCUGACUCAUCUGCGGCGGGAGAUCAAUGUGGAAAAUGCAAGGCCGCCACAAAAAGAUUAAACCUAAACAAAUAUUGCAAAAGGGAUUACGCAAUAAUGGCAAGGGUGAUGUCAAGAAUCGAUGGCGAGGAAGACGAGCAUACGAAGGGGUGGGUCCGGUUCAUGAUCAACGUAGACGUCAUUUACAAAAAAGCAAGCAUUUCCAGAUUACGAAAAGGACCCAUGCACAUGAUGGUUCCAGUAUCUGAUUUAGCUUGUAAAUGUCCAAAGAUUAAGGCUGGCAAGUCCUAUCUAUUUCUUGGCAGGGAAAAAGAUGAUUCGCCUGGAGGAAUGGCAUCAAGCAGCUUGGGAGUGACUCAAAGAUCCAUCGUUAUCGAAUGGAAGGACGAAUGGGAUCAAAGAAUGCGUAGAUUCCGUCGCAGGGCCCGCAAAUGCAAAUGAAUCGAAUAAAAUGAUAAUUAAUAAAAUUAAACAUCAAUAUAAUAUUUGCUUUUAAAUUUAUUUAUAAAUAGUAAACUGUACAAUAUAUUGAGAUACAAGUAAUUC